This is a messenger RNA of Thelazia callipaeda (thelaziosis nematode), 1595 nucleotides long. NCBI's taxonomy places the organism in Eukaryota, Metazoa, Nematoda, Chromadorea, Rhabditida, Thelaziidae. The record is from the annotation of a GenBank genome assembly.
UAUGAAGUAGACUUUCAAAGCCACGCUGUGAAACGUGGAAGGAGAAAGAAUCCAAAACAAAGGUAUUGUGGGCGCUAUAGUUUUUCGAGGACCCAUUUCGGAGAAAUAUUACGCGAUGAAAACAUACAGGAUCGUAUUAGAAUACGAAGUACUUCAAUUCGCGGUCAAGCAGAGCGAGUAUCGCGUCUUGAAAGUUGUUCGAUGUAUGAUGCAGUUUAUCAGUGUCUAUCACCUGAACCAGACCAGCAACUCCAUGAUGUUGCAGUCCAACCAUCAGCACCAAUAUCAGCCGUCAUGAUGCGUCGUGAGCUCGCUAGAUUAUCGUGUGAUCGGAAUCAGUAUCAUUACAGCUUAUAUCGAUUACUGCGCGCAAGUAUUAUGGCAAAAUUAAAUCGUUUAUAUGAAAAUACAACGUUGGGAAGUGUUCGCAAAUCAUCACAAAAGGUACUGUUAAUAAAUCACAGGAAUGAACGUUUCAAGUGGAGUGAUGUGCUGUGGUUGCAACUUCAGGCUGCAGUUGCAGGCAGACAAAUGAAAUCACCGAGGGAUCAGAUUAGAUCAACUCGUGAACAUGAUAAGUAUUUAUUAGUUGAGCGUGAAAAACAAAAAGCAGUUCUAGAUGAGAUUCGUAAUUUUCGUUUGAAUAAUAAAAUUAAAGCUCGGCUUCCAUCUCAACCACCAUCUGCAGACAGUUACGAUCAGAAUUCGUUAAAGGCAGGACUAAAAUUAGUCAGAAAUUUGUUAGAACGGUAUGAAAGUUUCGUUGCAUUAUUUCCCAAUAUAAUCAGUAUGGAACGGUCGACUAAAUUGGAUGAAUCUAUUAAAACUCGAAUUCGAAUUCUUUAUGCGUGGUACAAUAUCACGCUUGAUUUGUAUUCCAGAAUAAAAGAGGUUGGUGUGAUUUUGGGUAUUUAUAAAAACAAGGAAUCUGCUAGGUGCUCAUCCCCUUCUCCAAAUCUAGUGAUAAAGGAUACUCCUACUGCUACUCAGCCAGUUGGGGUUUUGUCUUGGCCAUCAUUAGAUAGCCCUAUGGAUGAUUAUGAAAGUUUGAAACCUUCACAAAAAUCUUGUGAGCUCACUCAUGCUUCAAGUUCACCACAAAGUUUGUUGCUACAAAUGACUAUGCAAACAACAUCAGAUUUACCUGCAUUACUGGAACAGCCCAACAGUAUAUAUACGGCAUUUGUUUCUCGUAGUUUACGGCGUAAGGGUAUGCGAAAAGUUUUACAACGUUUGGACAGUGUUUGCUUAUUAACUAUAAAGAAGGUUAUCGCCAUGGUAAAGAAAUCUUCAGUUGCUCAUGCUCAGGUUGUUGGAGAUGAAAGCAAGGAGCGAUCUAUAGAUUAUAUUACGGCGUUAACUCCCGAAUGUUAUAUCAGUGAAUGCUUAAAGUUUGACGAUAAGCAAAUAAGCGAUUUACCACAUGGGUUAACAAGUCAUGAGCAAUUUUCGGCGAUGGGAUUGCCAUCAUUCGAAAAUUUAUUUUUAUUUUUGACGCGAGUACCACUUGAUCUUGUUCAUGAAUGGUUAAAAAUGCGUGGUUCUGCACAACUGCCUUCUGAUUUGUUGACAUUGCAAACGGUACUUAAUUAGUU